Molecule: messenger RNA, 8694 nt
Organism: Closterium sp. NIES-65
Lineage: Eukaryota; Viridiplantae; Streptophyta; Zygnematophyceae; Desmidiales; Closteriaceae
Source: the annotation of a GenBank genome assembly
AUGGCGGCGCGGCUCGCCGUUUCAACGGCCGUCGCAGCGUCGUUUCGUCAAAUUCAGUUCUUCAACGUUGUAGCGUCCUCCCAUCCCGCCAUCGCAGCCUGCGAGAUUGCAUCGUUUCGCCACGCUCUGGUUACCAAUGCCUUCGCCGUGCGACCGCCGCUAGUCGCAUGCGCGCUGCUCCAUCGCGCCUCCCCUGCUGUCGAUUCGUCUCACGGGAACUCAAAUCCGAUCCGUUCGACCAGCAGGCGCGGCGAUUCCCGUUCUUCCGCCUGUAGAGACGAACGCGCGCUCCCCUCCGCACACGUAUUCCCCGUCGCUCCAGUCUCCGUUUCCCUUCGGCCAUCCCUUCUCCUAGACUCGCCUGUCAAAGAAUCGACCAUCCCUUUGGCCGUCGACGCCGCUCUCGGCAUUCCUCAGGCCGUCAUCGCGCUCCCCCUCUGCUCCGCGUCUUCCGCUUCUUCCGCCUUCCGCCGAUCGCUUGCUUCCGCUUCCCCUUCGUUACCUCCUUCUACACUCCGCACAUCAGCGCACCCCGCCAAUUUGCUCGUCCUCCAGUUUUCUCCGUUACCACUUUUGAACCACCAACGGCCUCGCUUCUCGUCUUCCUCUCCCUACCCCCACUCUUCCGGCUCCUCCCCCUCCUCCCCCUCCUCCCCCUCCUCCCCCUCCUCCGCUUCCUCCCCUUCCUCCCUCUUCGCCUGGUCUGCCACUCAAGCCGCGCUUUCCCCCUCCUCCGCUUCCGCCCGCGCCUUCUCCACGUCGUCCGCCUUCCCCCCGCCGUCGCCGCACUCGCGCGGAGCGCUCACGAGCAGAUGGGCGGCGGACAGGAAGCGGAAGAAGGAAGCUUCGAAGAAGGUAUCACUGGCGUUGCGUCCCAUGCGCCCUGAUCCCCCCCACUUUGCUUUUCCCGUUUUUCUCCUCCACUCGUCCUCCCCCCCGCCUCCCACGCCCACCAGGCGUCAGUGGCGCGUCACUGGCGUCGCUGCUGGCCCGAUCAGACCAUGUGGUCACUCGCAGGGUGGAGGUUUGAGACGCCUCAAAGCUCUGCCUCCCCCGCUCUUCCCCUCCCCCUGCCUGUCCUCCUUGCUUCCCCUUCCCCCUGCCCCCCUCGCCCACCAGGCGUCGCUGGCGUCGCUGCUGGCACGGUCGGACCUGGUGGUCACUCGCAGGGUGGAGUGGGGCAACGUGCUGCUGGGAUCUCCAUCUCUUGAGUUCCAUUGUUCCCAACCCGUUUGGCACCCUGCGCGUCAGCAACACCUUACCGCUUAUGCCUUUUCCUCUGUAUUUCCCCGUUGCAACCCCCCCCCCAUGGCCUCCCACCAUGCCCCACCAUGCGUCAUGCGGCAUCUCUGCAGCACGUGGGGGCUAUUGUGGAGAGCAGCAACUGGCUCAUGCGCCAGGUGUGAAGGGGGUGGGUGCAAGGGGGUUGGUGUAAUGGGGGUGGGAGCACCGCACGCUCAUACGCUGCACCGCCCGCUCAUACGCUGCACCGCACGCUCAUACGCUGCACCGCACGCUCAUACGCUGCACCGCACGCUCAUACGCUGCACCGCACGCUCAUACGCUGCACCGCACGCUCAUACGCUGCACCGCCCGCUCAUACGCUGUACCGCACGCUCAUACGCUGCACCGCACGCUCAUACGCUGCACCGCACGCUCAUACGCUGCACCGCACGCUCAUACGCUGCACCGCACGCUCAUACGCUGCACCGCACGCUCAUACGCUGCACCGCACGCUCAUACGCUGCACCGCCCGCUCAUACGCUGCACCGCACGCUCAUACGCUGCACCGCCCGCUCAUACGCUGCACCGCACGCUCAUACGCUGCACCGCACGCUCAUACGCUGCACCGCCCGCUCAUACGCUGCACUGCACGCUCAUACGCUGCACCGCACGCUCAUACGCUGCACCGCACGCUCAUACGCUGCACCGCCCGCUCAUACGCUGCACCGCACGCUCAUACGCUGCACCGCCCGCUCAUACGCUGCACCGCACGCUCAUACGCUCCACCGCACGCUCAUACGCUGCACCGCCCGCUGCACCGCACGCUCAUACGCUGCACCGCCCGCUCAUACGCUGCACCGCCCGCUCAUACGCUGCACCGCACGCUCAUACGCUGCACCGCACGCUCAUACGCUGCACCGCACGCUCAUACGCUGCACCGCACGCUCAUACGCUGCACCGCACGCUCAUACGCUCCACCGCACGCUCAUACGCUGCACCGCCUGCUCAUACGCUGCACCGCCCGCUCAUACGCUGCACCGCCCGCUCAUACGCUGCACCGCCCGCUCAUACGCUGCACCGCACGCUCAUACGCUGCACCGCACGCUCAUACGCUGCACCGCACGCUCAUACGCUGCACCGCACGCUCAUACGCUGCACCGCACGCUCAUACGCUGCACCGCACGCUCAUACGCUGCACCGCCCGCUCAUACGCUGCACCGCCCGCUCAUACGCUGCACCGCACGCUCAUACGCUGCACCGCACGCUCAUACGCUGCACCGCACGCUCAUACGCUGCACCGCACGCUCAUACGCUGCACCGCACGCUCAUACGCUGCACCGCACGCUCAUACGCUGCACCGCACGUUCAUACGCUGCACCGCACGCUCAUACGCUGCACCGCACGCUCAUACGCUGCACCGCCCGCUCAUACGCUGCACCUCACGCUCAUACGCUGCACCGCCCGCUCAUACGCUGCACCGCACGCUCAUACGCUGCACCGCACGCUCAUACGCUGCACCGCACGCUCAUACGCUGCACCGCACGCUCAUACGCUGCACCGCACGCUCAUACGCUGCACCGCCCGCUCAUACGCUGCACCGCACGCUCAUACGCUGCACCGCACGCUCAUACGCUGCACCGCACGCUCAUACGCUGCACCGCACGCUCAUACGCUGCACCGCACGCUCAUACGCUGCACCGCACGCUCAUACGCUGCACCGCACGCUCAUACGCUGCACCGCCCGCUCAUACGCUGCACCGCACGCUCAUACGCUGCACCGCCCGCUCAUACGCUGCACCGCACGCUCAUACGCUGCACCGCACGCUCAUACGCUGCACCGCCCGCUCAUACGCUGCACUGCACGCUCAUACGCUGCACCGCACGCUCAUACGCUGCACCGCACGCUCAUACGCUGCACCGCCCGCUCAUACGCUGCACCGCACGCUCAUACGCUGCACCGCCCGCUCAUACGCUGCACCGCACGCUCAUACGCUCCACCGCACGCUCAUACGCUGCACCGCCCGCUGCACCGCACGCUCAUACGCUGCACCGCCCGCUCAUACGCUGCACCGCCCGCUCAUACGCUGCACCGCACGCUCAUACGCUGCACCGCACGCUCAUACGCUGCACCGCACGCUCAUACGCUGCACCGCACGCUCAUACGCUGCACCGCACGCUCAUACGCUCCACCGCACGCUCAUACGCUGCACCGCCUGCUCAUACGCUGCACCGCCCGCUCAUACGCUGCACCGCCCGCUCAUACGCUGCACCGCCCGCUCAUACGCUGCACCGCACGCUCAUACGCUGCACCGCACGCUCAUACGCUGCACCGCACGCUCAUACGCUGCACCGCACGCUCAUACGCUGCACCGCACGCUCAUACGCUGCACCGCACGCUCAUACGCUGCACCGCCCGCUCAUACGCUGCACCGCCCGCUCAUACGCUGCACCGCACGCUCAUACGCUGCACCGCACGCUCAUACGCUGCACCGCACGCUCAUACGCUGCACCGCACGCUCAUACGCUGCACCGCACGCUCAUACUCUGCACCGCACGCUCAUACGCUGCACCGCACGUUCAUACGCUGCACCGCACGCUCAUACGCUGCACCGCACGCUCAUACGCUGCACCGCCCGCUCAUACGCUGCACCUCACGCUCAUACGCUGCACCGCCCGCUCAUACGCUGCACCGCCCGCUCAUACGCUGCACCCCCCGCUCAUGUGCUGCACCGCACGCUCAUGCGCUGCACCGCACGCUCAUGCGCUGCACCGAACGCUCAUACGCUUUACCGCACGCUCAUACGCUGCACCGCACGCUCAUACGCUCCACCGCACGCUCAUACGCUGCACCGCACGCUCAUACGCUGCACCGCACGCUCAUACGCUGCACUGCCCGCUCAUACGCUGCACCGCCCGCUCAUACACUGCACCGCACGCUCAUACGCUGCACCGCACGCUCAUACGCUGCACUGCACGCUCAUACGCUGCACCGCACGCUCAUACGCUGCACCGCACGCUCAUACGCUGCACCGCACGCUCAUACGCUGCACCGCCCGCUCAUACGCUGCACCGCCCGCUCAUACGCUGCACCGCCCGCUCAUGCGCUGCACUGCACGCUCAUGCGCUGCACCGCACGCUCAUACGCUGCACCGCACGCUCAUACGCUGCACCGCACGCUCAUACGCUGCACCGCACGCUCAUACGCUGCACCGCCCUCUCAUACGCUGCACCGCACGCUCAUAUGCUGCACCGCCCGCUCAUACGCUGCACCGCACGCUUAUACGCUGCACCGCACGCUCAUACGCUGCGCCGCCCGGUCAUGCGCUGCACCGCACGCUCAUACGCUACACCACACGCUCAUACGUUGCACGCUGCACCGCACGCUCAUACGCUGCACCGCCCGCUCAUACGCUGCACCGCACGCUCAUACGCUGCACCGCCCGCUCAUACGCUGCACCGCACGCCCAUAAGCUGCACCGCCCGGUCAUACGCUGCACCGCCCGCUCAUACGCUGCACCGCACGCUCAUAAGCUGCACCAUACGCUCAUACGCUGCACCGCCCUCUCAUACGCUGCACCGCAUGCUCAUACGCUGCACCCUGCACUGCCCGGUCAUACGCUGCACCGCCCGCUCAUACGCUGCACCGCCCGCUCAUACGCUGCACCGCCCGCUCAUACGCUGCACCGCCCGCUCAUACGCUGCACCGCAUGCUCAUACGCUGCACCGCCCGCUCAUACGCUGCACCGCACGCCCAUAAGCUGCACCGCCCGGUCAUACGCUGCACCGCACGCUCAUAAGCUGCACCGCCCGCUCAUACGCUGCUCCACACGCUCAUUCGCUGCACCGCACGCUCAUGCGCUGCACCGCCCGCUCAUACGCUGCACCGCACGCUCAUACGCUGCACCGCCCGGUCAUACGCUGUACCGCACGCUCAUAAGCUGCACCGCCCGCUCAUACGCUGCACCGCACGCUCAUUCGCUGCACCGCACGCUCAUGCGCUGCACCGCCCGCUCAUACGCUGCACCACGCGCUCAUGCGCUGCACCGCACGCUCAUACGUUGCACCGCCCGCUCAUGCGCUGCACCGCCCGCUCAUGCGCUGCACCGCCCGCUCAUACGCCGCCCCGCACGCUCAUACGCUGCACCGCCCGCUCAUACGCUGCACCGCACGCUCAUAAGCUGCACCGCCCGGUCAUACGCUGCACCGCACGCUUAUACCCUGCACCGCCCGCUCAUACGCUGCACCGUACGCUCAUUCGCUGCACCGCCCGCUCAUACGCUGCACCGCGCGCACAUACGCUGCACCGCCCGCUCGUGCGCUGCACCGCCCGCUCAUGCACUGCACCGCCCGCUCAUACGCUGCACCGCCCGCUCAUACGCUGCACCGCCCGCUCAUACACUGCACCCCGCAAAUACGCUGCACCGCCCGCUCAUACGCUGCACCGCCCGCUCAUACGCUGCACCGCCCGCUCAUACGCAUGCUCAUACGCUGCACCGCCCGCUCAUACGCUGUCCCACACGCUCAUACGCUGCACCGCACGCUCAUACGUUGCAUCGCACGCUCAUACGCUGCACCGCCCGCUCAUACGCUGCAUCGCACGCUCAUACGCUGCACCGCCCGCUCAUACGCUGCAUCGCACGCUCAUACGCUGCACCGCACGCUCAGAAUCUGCACCGCCCGCUGAUACGCUGCACCGCCCGCUCAUACACUGCACCGCCCGCUCAUACGCUGCACCGCACGACGCCUUCGUUCCUGAGGGCGCAUCGCCCCUUCACUGCGUCCAUCCACGAUGCACACGGCACGCUGCUGCUCACCGUGCGGCGGCCCUUGUUUUUCAUCACCAGCACCAUCUAUGUUGAUCUGCCUGCUCAGAAGGGCGUAGGGCAGGUGCACAGGCGGUGGCACCUGUGGAAGCGAGUGUACGAUGCGUACCUGCACAAGCAGCAGUUUGCGAGAGUGGUUAACCCUGGCUUUUGGUGGUGGUCCUUCGCUCUGUGCGACGCCGAGGGGCAGAGGAUAGCAGAGAUCACCCGCAACUGGCGGGGGUUGGGCUUUGAGGUGUUCACAGAUGCGGGGCAGUACGUGGUGAGAUUCGGAUCUGUGCGGCACUGGCAGCAGCAGCAGCGGGACAAGCGGGAGCAGCGGGAGCGGGAGGGCAGGGAGGGUGAAGAGGAGAAGGCGCAGCAGUAUCAUCAGCCAUGGUUCUCAACAGAAGCGGACGAGGGUCCCGUGCUCUCGGUGGCGCGCCCGCUCUCGCUGCUGGAGCGGGCAGUGUGUCUGGCGCUGGCCGUUUCACUUGACAACGACUACUUCUCCCGCCACAGGUCAGUGGUCAGCACUCGCCGCAGGUCCCCUGCUCCCUGUAGCGCGCCCUCUCUCUCUGCUGGAUGGAGAGAGCAGUGUGUGUGGCGCUGGCCGUCUCACUCGACAACGACUUCUCACGCCACAGCGGGCAGCGCAGAAAGCGGCGGCAAGAUGUCGGUGAGCACGUCCGCGUUAUACGCGAUCAUGUUCCUGUGCGCCGCCUUCGUCUUCUCCUUCCUCUUCCGCGUCCUCCGCGCGCUGCUGCUGCACGCCGCGCUGCUCUCGCCGCUCCCGCGCCGAUCCGACGACCCAGAUUCCACCAUCCACGUGCGCACCGUUCUCGUCAUGGACGGAGUUCCGGAGGGCGCGCCAGCGCACGCGGGGGAAGGGGAAACGAGGGGCGCGGGAGGGGGGACAAGAGGGAAAGGGUUGCGGGCGGAAGAGAUUGCGCAGCACAGCGAUUUGAUUCGGUACAGUGAGGUAAAGGAGGAGCGGAGAGUAGAAGAGAGGGAUUUGGUAGUGGUUGAGAUAGGCGAGAGGGGGGAGCGAGAGCAGGGUUGGGAUAGUGAAAAGGCGCGCGCGGGGACGGAAGGUGGUGCUGAGGCAGCGUGUGAGGGGGAGGGGCAGCGAGAGGCGGAUAGAGAAACGGACGCAGCAAGAGCAGGGGCGGCAGUAAACGGACAGGGCAGUGAAAAGGCUGAGCGGCGACGGGACGUGGAUGGUUCGAGCGAGCGUCUUGCGAAGGCGCAGCACAAGAAGCAGGAGACGGAGGAGAAGGGGGCGGGAGCUGCACGGGCAGCAGAAGCAGGAGGAGGGGCAGGGGGCGGAGCAGUAGGGGGCGGAAGAACAGGGGGCGGAAGAGUAGGGGGCGGAGAGGAAGAAGAGGGAGGAGUGGAGGGGGUAUGGGGGGCAUUGGCGGUGGAGUGUUCAGUGUGCUUGACGGAGUUCAAGGAGGAGGAGCGUGUGAGACGACUGCACUGCUGCACCCACAUGUUCCACCAGGAGUGCAUAGACGGCUGGCUGCAAGCCCACACCUCGUGCCCUCUCUGCCGUGCGUCAACAUUGCCCCAUUCCCCUUAUAAGAAACUUCUGUCAUUCCCCUCGGUCAUGGACCUCGGGAUUCUCCUCGCGUUCGCCGUGAUGGUCGCGUCCAUGAUUCUCGUCUGCGCCUACCGCCUGUUCCGCGUCGUCUGGGCCGAGGAGCAGGCGGAGCGUGCGCGGGAGCGCGAGCGCGCAUUGCGCGAGAGAGCUGCGCGCAGUCGGCUGGCGGAGGCGCUGGAUCCAAAGCUGCUGGGGGCGUUCAGCGACCUCGUCACGUACGCGGAUGCGAAGUUAGAGCGCGACGCGGAUGAGAAGCUAGAGCGCGACGCGGAUGCGCGUGGAAGCGCGCCGAGCUCUCCCUGCGCUGAUAAGGGCUUCGUGACGCUGGCAGAUGUGACUGUAGCGGGGGCGAAGCUACUAAGGGACGACGAGUCAUGCGUGGGCGGCGGUGGUUGUGUACAAGAGGAUGGGGCGACUGUUGUGGUGGGCAUUGACAUUCGGGUGGAGGGCACUGGAGCAGGCGGCAGUGAGUGCAGCAGCAGGAAGGAAUGUCACCCAGGAUGUGAAUUAACAUCGGCAGAACCGAAUCGUACAUUAUCAGGCGAAGGUGAAGGUGAGGGUGGGGGUGGGGUUGAGAUGGAGGGGGAAGCCAUUGAGCGGACGCCAUCUCGUCCAGCCACGUUGGACGGCGUGGCUGCAAGUUGUGAUCAAAAGAACUGGGCCAUUGAGGAUGGGUCGAGUGCGGUGCAAGGAGAGGAAUCCGCAGCUGCUGAAGGCACAGAGUCACAGGAGGAGUCAAGGGUUUGUGCUGACAACAUGGCCUUGCCAUCCUCAGAUGCUACUUCUAAAUGCUCCUCUCCGUCAGGUGGUGAGAGGCAGGGCCUGUUGCCUGCUGCGAUGCUCGCAGGACAGCCUGAUUCUUUAGCAGUGGCGGGGAGUGGCGGCACGAAUGGUGAAUGUGAGGUGGCGAUUCCUGUGAUUCCUGUGACGGCAGCUGAGUGCUCCGUGUGUCUGGUGGAGUUUGAGGAUGAUGCCAUGCUGCGCCGCAUGCACUGCUGCCGACACUUGUUUCACCAGGUGAGCAUGGGGGAAGGGGAGUGGUGGUGGAACAUGGGGAAUAGGUAA